CGUUAUUUUUAAUCAAGAAGCAGGUGUUUCACAUUAAUUCAACUAAUUGUUGACAUCAGUAAAAAAGUUAAUCUUGUUUUAAAAUUUUAACUUAUACUCUGUGAUUUCGAUUACGUGAAAUGGUAAAAUAUUGCUCACUGCUAUUUAGUUCCACCGUAGUAAAAUAUUCAUGCAAAACGAAAUUAAAUGCAAUUCUUUUUUUGUGUGUUCGCGGCUUUCUUGACCACUAGAGACAUCCUACAUAGAUGUUUGUUUUCGUUUUUUUUAUUGCCACGUAAAGCUCUCAAAGAGAAAUGAAACAUCAUGUUUGAUAAAUAAUCACUUAAGCGGUUUUUGUUGAAAAUUGAGUAAGCUGAAAAUGGAAUUUCUUAAGAAUAUGUGAAAGCCUAUUUCUUUUAAAACAAAGGAUGACUGGCUAUCAAAAGCUCCUGUUACUAUUAGGUGUCACUCUUUGUCUUCAUUUAGGAUAUGCUGUUCCUAUAACGGAAGGUCAUCAUGAAAUACCAUAUCACAUGGAAUCUUUGCCAGGCUAUGCUGUAUUCUUAAUCUCUGCUGCUGCAAUUCUUUUACUUGGUUAUGUUGUUAUAGGAUGUGUCUGUUGUCCUAAUCACAACAUUAAGGCUCUUUCUUAUCAAAAUGGAUUUCCUGUAAGCCGACUAAAUGACAAUUCCUUGCAAUUUGAAAAUCCUUCUGAAUUUGCCAUCUUUCCUCCACACUCUGCAGUCAUUGAUCUCCAGCCUGUCAGUUUGUCUUAUCCUAUUUUCGAAGACAAGGUCACAUUUGAACCUCUACCAGACAUUCUCCCGAGAAAACUGUCUGGUCAAAGUGCUGCAUGUUCAUCUAGGCCAGCACAUUUCAGAGCCCUGCUCAAAAAUAAAAUCUCCCUUCAUGAUUGGUUCAAUGAUCCCAUCAGUAAUUUUCCCCGUGACCAACUGCAGUACAUCCGAGAGUUAGGCUGUGGAUGGUUUGGGCGUGUUGUGGAGGGAGAAGCUUCUAAUAUAAAUAAUUCUGAAGAGAAAACUGCUGUCCUUGUGAAGAUUUUGCGUGAGGAAGCUUCACCUUCAGAACAUCUGCACUUCCUGCAUGAAGUCAGGCCUUAUAGGGAUUUGGCUCAUCCAAAUGUUGUUCGCCUUCUUGGACGUUGUCUCGAAUCAGAUCCUUUUCUUCUUAUUAUGGAACAUAGUAUAAGUGAUCUUAAAACAUUUUUGGUACUACAUGAAAACAAGGAGAGCUUUAUAAAGAAUGGAAUGUUACUACAAAUGGCAUGCAAUGUUGCUGCAGGUUUGAAGUGCUUGCAUGAAAAUGGUUAUACUCACAUGGAUCUUGCUGCACAUAAUUGUUUUGUGUGUAAAGAUUUUACUGUUAAAGUUGGAGACUAUGGAAUAUCUUUUGAUAAAUGCAGGGAGGAUUACUACUGUUUAGGUGGUAUUGCUUUGCCGAUUCGAUGGUGUUCUCCAGAGACCCUUUUGUGUACUGAUGCUACUAUUGAAACCAAAGAGAUAACCAAAGAAUCAAAUGUAUGGGCAUUUGGCAUUAUUUUGUGGGAAAUUUUUGAGUUUGGAAAGUUACCUUAUGAAGAGCUGACUAAUGAAGAAGUCCUUCAAAAAGUUCUCAUUGAGAAAACUAUUCAAUUAAAUGCUCCAUCUCAAGAGUUCCCUGUCAAAGAAGAAUUAUAUCUUAUUAUGAAGGAAUGUUGGAAGCCGGCACAUUUGCGACCAACAAUGGAGAAAGUAGAAAAGUUUUUAACUCCUCUGUACAAUGAUCGGCACAACCUUAAAACUUUAGAAACAUCUUUUGAAGAACGUUGGAAUUCUUUGCCACCUAAAAUAGGGGACACGAAACUCCUGGGAACUGAUCUUACACACCUAAAAUUUGAAAAUGAUUUUUCUGACAAAAGCGACUCCCACAACUAUUCUUCAGAUGGAGAAAGAUUUUCAUCAUUUGAGAUGUCUUAUGAUAUGGCUUCUAAAAGUAUUGGUAGUCACUUGUCUCCAAGUUUAAGAGUAUUGAAUGGAAGCAUUGAUGAGUUGACUGAAAAUGAUGGUUGCCUGAACAGUGUUUCGCUAGGUUGUGAAAAAAGUACUACUGAUGCAGUUUCUGUAGAUUCAGAUGUUCUUCAGUUGGAAGAUGAUCAAGGGAAUCAAAUGAGAGAUGAUGUAAGAGAUCAACAUUCUUUAAAACGUCAGUUGCAUGGAAAAAAGAAUGCCAACCCAUUUAUAUCUGAAGACAGCUUAGACGCAGUGUCCAAAGAAAAUGAUUUAAAAAUUGACUGUUAUGAUGUUAAAACAUUACCAAAUUUAAAUGUACUUAAAACCUUAGAUAGCAAUUCUAAUGAAUUAAAUAUUGAUUCUGAAAAUCUUAACUGGGUGCAUGCACAUAAAUUAGAUGGACUUGAAAUAUAUGUAGAAAAUAAUCCAGAUUCUAUUAAUGACAACAGUAUUUUAUAUUGCGAGAAGAAAAAUGAAGCCACGGAAAAUGCUCUUGGUUUGAUAUCUGCCCCAGAAGAUUUUUCAGAUCAAAUAAAUUCAUGUAAGCAUGGUUUAAACACUAUUCCUGACAUCAUCAUACAUGAAUUAGCAUCUACAGCUGAUAAUUCUCAUGAUGAAAAUGAAAAUAUGAUGGAAGAUUGUAGCGGUCAGAGAUCUUAUUCUGAAGCUGUUAAACCUUUUAGGUUUGUUUUCAAAGAUGAAUCUGUCCCCUCUAUAGAUAAAAGUGCUGUAAAAAUUUCUGAAGUUGUAUCAAGUGGUCAAGAUACUCCAAAUGCUACAGAUUCUUCUCUGGAAAAAACGCCUGUUGAUUUGAAAUCAAAACUGAGAUCUCGGCAUCUAACUAGUACACCUAUUAAAAGUGAUCAUGAUAUCAACUUGAACUGUUCUAAUUCCGUAGCUGAAGAUGAUGACUCUGGAAAUGUUUUUUAUGAUAAUAAUUAUGAUGUUAAAAAUUCAAAUUCAAGUCUUUAUGAAGAAUCUGCAUUGAAAAGUGAAUCCACUGUUGAAACUAAACCAAAUCCUUUUUAUGAGAAAGAUUCUGAAAAUGUUCUAAAAAUGCCAACUUUCAAUGAUACUUCUGAUGUUUUGCAAAAUAAAUCUGAUGUUUCAACCUCAAAUAAUCAAAUCGUUGUCAGCAUACCAUUACCUAUUUUUAACUCUGAAAUAAAUGAGCACAGUUCUUCAGUUGCAGGAUUAAAGCAUUCAGAUGCAUCAGAAAUCGAAUGUUUUCAGAAGCUUCAAUUCUCUCCUGAAAAAAGUAAUUUACAUGAUUCAGACCCUAUGAAUCCUGAAGAUGCUGCAUCUGCAAACUUUGGCGAAUCAAUAACUCCCGAAGUAUCAUUCAAUGUAUCUAGUUGUAGUUACGGAAAUGAUUUUAGAAGUAUAAGUACUGACAGUCCUGGUGUCUCAUCAAGUAAUAAAGAUUUAGAUUAUGAUUCACCUAUUAAGAAAUAUGAUCCAAAUAUGCACUGUGAAAUAGGAUUUGCUACAACUCCUGAAUGUUUGGUAAAAGAUGUUGAAUACCACAAUCAUAUGGAAUUUCUUGAUUCAGGCACUACUCAAGAUAUUCGUACCCUGGAUUCAGAAGCAUCUGGCUCCGAGUACCUUGAAUCCUUCUCUCCAGAUGCAACACCUAGCCACAGUGAUGAAAAAAGAAUGGAAUCUAUUAAUAAUAUGAGACCUGUGAAAUUGAAUUUCCAAAGCAUAUCUGCGAUGAAUAAAAGAGAUCUGCUUUAUGAUGAAGAUGAUUUAGAAAAUGAUUCUGAAAGCGACACAAAUGCAUAUAAAAGUAAAUCUGAACUAUGUCUCCAUCCUUAUGAUGAAGUGAUUGUCGAAGACUUAGAGACUGGUGAGCAGACCAUCAUAACAGAGAGUUUCUCAGCAUGUGAUGAUUUUGAUAAUUCUGCUGAUAGUGAUGAAAUCUUGAAGAUCAAUAUCGAAACAGAUGAAGCAAUUAUUGUAGAUUCUUCAGAAGCACUCAUAGGCUUUGUACCUAGUCGUUCCAUUGAAUUAUUGCAGGAGUGUGAAAUUAUUCCAACAUUAAAUCCUUCAUUUACUGUUGAAGAUGAAAAGGAACCUGAAGAUCCAAAUCAUCUUGAUGGUUUCAAUUCAACUUCUUCGUCCCCAGUUGUCAUGCAAUCAGCUAGUAGUCCUUGUGAAUCUCCAGAAUCAAUUCAUCCCUUGCAUCAACCUUACAGAAAUUUCUCUCUUCAAAAUGAAGUGAUAGAAGAAGAAAUAACAGAUGAAAUUGCCACGCCAUCAUCUAUUCACUCUACUGCAUCCUUCAGUAGCAAUGAAGAUUUUGUGGAGGAGGAAAAAAUGUCACAAAGUUCCGAGUCAUACAGUGAAGAAAUAUGUGAAACUUCUGUUUUGCCUUCUAUGGAUCACUUUUUCAAUGAAAGCAAUGAUGGUUCCAGGUCUGACAUUAGCAAUUCAGACUGUUCACCAGUUCAUGGUGAGAACGGUGUAGUGAACAACAUUUAUUAUGUAAAAGAUUAUGAAAACAAUCGUGUUUGCAAGGAUUUACAAGAUGUUAUGUAUUCAAAGCAACCCACUCAAUCAGUGUGUUGGCAUUCAGAUGAAACCUUAGACAUAGAAAGGAACAGCCCAGUCAUUCUAGAAGGUCAAGAGAUUCUUGCUGGUGGUGUUCUAGAAACUUGCGAGAUGUCUGUUAAAGAUAUUACAGCCACAUUAAAUCAGCUUGAAGCAGAUGACUCUCUCAAUCGUCAAACUCUGAAUCAAUUAAGCAUUUCCCACAGCCCUUCACCUUAUAGCAGUCUAGAAUCGUCUCCCUGUAGAGAGGCAUACACUCCUGAUUUUGAGAGCGAUAGUGAUGAUGGUGGCACAUCAUGUAGUUCCACAUCAGGAUCUUUUGAAUGUAUCCACAAUAAAUUCAAAGAGACAAUUGAUGUAUCAAAGGCUGGAAAUGAAAUUGAAUCAUCUGACAGUAGUCGAGAGCCAAGUCCAAAGAAAAUAUUUUCCAAGACAUGGGAUUGCCAUGCUACACCUUCAAAGAGUGUUCUUGUAACACCAGAAAAAAAAUUCAACUCUUUGAGAAAAAGUGUUUCUUUCCAUGAGGAAGACCCUCAGAUUGUCUUUGAAUAUCCACCUGCUUCUGAUAGCAGUGAAGAUGACCACGUACAGGAAGAAAUAACUCCUUGGAAUACUGCUUACAAUAUUUUCGCAGAUUGGGAAUUACAUGUUCCUGAAAAUGAAGAACCUGAAAUUGAAGAAGUUUUAGAAAUUGAAGAAUUAGAUUCUGAACCUUAUGUUCGACGGCCUACGUAUGGUAUUGGUUCUUCUUUAGGACCUAUGAACCGUCCAAUGUACUCAUUCACAUCUGGAUUCUCUGAUGAUGAAAUGGAUCUAUCUGAAGUACUGGCUAUGCCUUCGAAAUCAAUUGCCCCUUCCAAUUCCCCUGAAGAAGGAAAGCAUCCCUCUCUUUCAGGAGAUCAAAUUAGUGAGCUUAUAAAAAACCAGCUGAAUAAUUUAGCUUUAGAAGAGAGUCGUCUGAAAUGGAUGCAGGACGAACUGGACCAGCAGUCACAUGAAUUCAACUACAUCAACUCUGCCCUCGAUAGAUCUCCUACAUCCGUCCAUAUCACAGAGGAAAGUGGCAAUCCUGAAUCACUACAGGUUGAACCCAAAAAUGUUACCGUCCCCAGAGAAAUUUCUGACUCUGAACUAACCAACUCAGAAGAAUUUAAACUCAAUGAGAAGAAAAAUAAUUUAGAUUUAUUUUCAUUGAAUAUAAAGAAAAAUAUCAAACUGACAAAUGAAUUGAAUGAUAAUGAUUGCCAUUCAAAUGAAAAUCAAAAUGAUUCUGUUCAUUUGAAUGAUAAUGAUUGUCAUUCAAAUGAAAAUCAAAAUGAAUCAAUUCAGUUGAAUGAUAAUGAUUGUCAUUCAAAUGAAAUGAAUGUAAGAAGCAGUGAGCCCUUAGAAAGUAGGUGCGAUUUCGAAGUAGAGACUAAUAAUUUUUCUGAAUCAGAGAAAACUGAAAUAGAACUUAGUAAUUUGUUGAUUAAUUUUGAAGAAAGCAGUUGUAGUCCCCCAGCUGAUUUUUCUGUUCUAGGUUCAGACUAUAAAUAUAUGUUGGAGAAUGAUGGACCCCUAGUUCUUAAAAAGGAUUUAAGUGCUUGUCCUUCUAAUUUCUCAGAUUUUGAGUCGGAUGAUAACAAGCAAAACUUAACUUUUGAUGCUAUUCAGCAGAAUAUAGAUCCAUUGCUUCAUAUUUUUUCACCUCUUGAAGCAUCUGAUUCUAAAAAGGUAGAGUUGUUAGUUGAUACAUCAACUUCUGAUGAGAAGUUAGAUGGUUUUUCUGAUGAUAAAAAAGUGCCAUAUAAAUCUGUAUUUGCUGAUGAUAAUGAACAACACAAUAUGUCCGAAACUGCACCAUUAAAAUUUGUAGAAGGGAAUACUAGACCAAAUUCAGCUAAAAAUAAGUUGAAUUCCUAUAAAGAAAUCAGUUUGGAUUCUUUGCAGAAUGAUUUUGAUAAUGAAAAGUUGAACUCAAGUCACACCCCUGUAUUAGAUUCUAACCUCACAAAUGAUUCUUUGAAUCCAAAUUUAGAGAAAUUUGCUGAUGAUGAAGUUAAGAAAAUUCUUAAUUUAGAUUCUGUAAUUUCCAGUCAAACAGAGGGAAAAUCCUGUGACUUUGUAACUAGUGAACUAGUAGUUACUGAAUCUUGUAAUGUUGCAGAUUGUCAAUUUUUAGAUGAACUAGAUGAGAAAGCAAGCAUAUUUGAGGAAACCAAAAUGGAAGCUGAAAAUGAUACUACCUUGAUAAGUGAUAUUUUGCUGGUUCAAAACACAACAGAAAAUCAAAUUAAUAAUGCAUCAGAAACAAAUCUGAAUGGCAAAGUAAAUCAUUUUAUAUCCAAUGAAAAUCAUAAAGAUGUUGAAAGUUUCUUUCCUGAGACAAGAAUAUUUUCUGAAAUUAAUUGUAAUGAUAUUCUUUUUGAAAAAAAGGUAACAGAGAAAUCUGGUAGUAUUCUGGAUUCUGAGAUAGAUAUAACUUUUCCCAAUUCUGAUGGCUGUAGUGAGAAACUUACUGCAAAUCAGGAAAUCAAUCCAGAUAAGAAUUACGUGGACAAUAACUGUUACCAGUUUACUUCUAAAAUUAUAGAUGAAAUGAAUAAAAACGUUUCUUUCGAUCAUGUUGAGGGUGGAAACAAUAAGAAUUGCUCAUCAGAUCCAAAAAAUGAAGCUUAUAUUAGAGAUAAUAUAUCUCCUGAGACAGUAGAAUUUGAUUCACUAAAUGAGAACUGCCCUAGUGAUGAUAAAAUUCUUCCAGAGAAAGACAGCUUGUUUAAAAAUGAGAUAAAUUCUCUUGUAUCUAACUCAGAUUUGGGCAAAGAAAGUGCCUUGAAUUGCACAGAUUUGACAAAAAUUCUUGAAGUAACUGGUAAGAAAAAUACAGUGCAGAAAAAACUGCUUGAGCCUUUGCCACAAAUAGUUAUCACUCCUGCUAGUGAAAGCGAUGUUGAAGAUGAACUGGAGCAAUAUCUUCAUGAUCAGUUAGAAUUUUUUCAUGGACCAUCCGUGACUGAAGGAGAAGACUUCUCUGUCACAUCACAAUUCUCAGUUCGACCUUUCGAUGAUGUCUUUGGAUCUCAAAGUGCAUCUCACAAUUCUGGAAAUUAUAUCGAAGCUUUCAAUUUUGAAUUUGAAAGUGGAGAUUUCUUUGAAGAUUUCAUAGAUGAUUAUUCAACUGAAAUGAGUAACAAUCGAAGAUUUCCUUUAGAUAAUGGAAAUUAUCAAUGGUGGGAAUCUCCUGAGGCCCCACCAAUGAUUGAAAAGUCUUCAGAUGAUGACUCCAUUUCAAAACCUGAAACUAGUCCACAAUACUGUUCUUCAAAGGAUGCAACCCAUCUUUAAUUAAAAAAUAGUAUUUAUUUGUUUCAUAUGAUUUUUUCAAUCAUGAAUGGAACUGUGGAGAUUCUUGUAAUAUAUAUUUUUGCUUCCCAGUCGGAUAUUUUCCUGAAAUGUUGAAGAAAUUCUUUGUUGUUGCCAUUUUGUAUUGUUUCAUAUUUGCAGCUGUUUAGUUUGAGAAAAGAUUAUAUUCCAAAUUUGUGAAGCAUUUCUUAGGUGAUUUUAUCAUCAUUUGAUCUCAAUGUCUGUCAUAUUGUAUAUAUUUGUAGUCUCAUGUUGAAUACCUUUGUUAAUUGUUGGGAAGUUUGUUUCAGUAUGCUUAAAUUUAUUAAGUAAUCAUGUUUAAAAUAUUUGAGGAGAUCAAAAUGUUUAUUUUAAAUAUUAACUGAUUAUUCAGCUUCAUUUCUUCAUUCAGAAAUUUCCCACCAAAACAAAUUUUGGUUGGAAAUUUUCAUUACUAUCUCCCACCCUGCUCCGAAUAUUUUGUUUUCUAUUAAUUCAUUCUACCCUUAUAAUUAAAAGUAGUGAAAUUUAUAUUUUAAAUUCCUCAACCUUUUAAUAAAAUAUAUAGUACUUUUUAAAAAAAAUUAAAAGCUAAAAGAAGUUUUAUUAAUUGUAAAAAUAUCCCCCCCCCACUUUAUUGAGUAAAAAUAGCAUAUAUGUUUACAUGAUGCUGAGAUAUUUAAAUUUUCGAGUAAAGAAUUUUUUAGUCAAAUCAAAUUAAUCAUUAUCAAUUAAAACAUUAAAAAAAGUUUUCUCUAAAUUAUUCAUUCAUAUUUAAAAUAUAUGUAAGCCACAUUUUUCUGUAUAGGCCAAGAACAGUAUGAAAGUUCAUAGACAUUGUUAACAAAUAACUUCAAUUUUAGAAUUGCUUUUUUAUUUCCCUUCAAUCAAUAUUUAAAUUCUUUUAUUGUAUUUGCUAUACAUAUGUAUUUCAAUAUGCCUUUAAUUAUAGAUUGUAUUUCUGACUGCAUUUUGCUUGGUUGUCAUGUAAUGAUACAAUAAUUGUUACAUUUGAAUAUUUUUCGUUAAAUUACAAUUUUUAUUUUUCCAGAUUAACUUUUAACUUGGUGAUAUUUUUAGUUAUUUGCUUCACAGUGUUUAUAGAAUUUGCAUUAAAGCUUAUUUGCAAAUUAAGCCAUUUUUUUUCUUUUUAAAUUUAAAGUAUUAGUGGCUAAUUUGGAUAAUAAAUAAUUUAAAGUUUUAAAUUGUAUUUUUAGUAACUUGCAUCUGUUCUCCCCACCCCCACCCCCAUUUUUUUUUUUUUUUUUUUUUUAUUUGCUAAAUUAUAUGCUUACUUAUUCUUUUGUUGAUUUCCAGUUAUAAAAUUUGCACAUAUUGUAAUUCUGAUUACUUUAAAUAUUUGUAUUUGAAAUUACCUUUUGCACUUAUGAUAAGUAUUUAACCACUCUUGUUUCUUUAAAGUAUUCAGAAUGUUUUUAUGCCAAUAUAUUUUUUGAUUAUGAGGUUUGUGAAAUAAUCAUCAGAAUAAUAUGUGCAUAUUUUCCAUGCAAUCCCUUUGAUUCAGUCCCUUUCAUGUUGUAUUCCUUAAUUUUCUUUAAAAAAUGUUUUGUCAUUAAUAGUACUUUUAUCCAUUCUUGGAAAAAGUUGCAUUAAUUAUAAAUGGAUGUAUUGGUUUAAUUUUUUGAAGAAAAUCUUUUUCAAAGAUCUAUGUCAAAUCUUGUUUUGGAGUAAUUUCAUUGUACUGUUUAAAUGCAAACUAGAUAAAUGAACAGAAUACAACCUUUUUUCAAAAAAUUAAAAAAAAAAAAAACUACUUUUAUUUUAUAUUAUUUUGUAAUAAUGGUUUAAAAGAUAUAAGGGAAUUUGAGCAGUUUCAUUAUUUCAUUUUGAAUUUUCCACAAAUAAUAUUUCAAGGGACAAUCAAAGAAUUUCUGUUUUGGAAUUAGAAAAAAAUUUGAGAUUUGUUGCUCAUUCCUCGCUAAGAUAUUUUCUGUUGAUUUCCAUUGGCAUACUAUUCUUAAUUCUACGUUAAGGGUUGUUUGAGUCAUAAAAAAUAACUUCAGAAUAAUGAUCUUGCAUACUAAUGAUAAAAUGGUUUUAAAUAAUAAUUCCACACUUUAGAAACUAUUCUUUAAAGAAUGUGGUUAGAAUUUUUGAAUUGUAUGAAAUAUUAUUUAGAAAGAUGAUUUUGAAUUGUAUAAAAUAUUAUUUAGAAAGAUGAUUUUGAAUUGUAUAAAAUAUUAUUUAGAACGAUGAUUCCUACUAGUCACAUGAGAUUGUUUUAUUCAGUCAUUCUAUAUAUGAAGUCAAGUGUGUCAUAUAUACAGGUAUUGUAUUUGUUAGGAGAUGCCUUAAUUGUUAUUCCUGUUGAAACUGCACUGCUGUUGACAAUCUGCAGGGAAUUUUAUUUUUAUGUGCUUUUUCGUGAGUAAAAAAUUUCCUAGUGCCUCGUUGUACAUACCCAGCGAAAAAAAAAAAUUUUUUUCUUUAUCAUUUUUCAUUUUAGUUGAAUUUUAAAUAUAUUGAGUCAUCAAUUGUGUUUAUGUAUUAUUUUGCUUUGUCUUUUUUGUGCUUUGUUUUACCUGUGCUCUUUAUUUUAUUUUAUUUUUUCCCAUUAUGGAGUUUAUGUUUUCAGUAUUGAGGAGAAAGGAAAAAAGCCAAAUGCCUCAAUUACUAUUAUGUCACUGAAAUUGUAAAUUCCUGAAUAUAAUUAAACAGCUGGUUUAAAAUGUUGCUAAAAAUUUAUCUGAAGAUUUACAUAGUUAUCUUAUAUAGACUUCUGUUUCCUAUUAGGUACCAAAAAAAGUGAAUGUCUAAUCUUUUAUGUGUCUGUUUUGGCGUGACAUUUCAAAUCUGUAGUAGUAAUUAAGACAAAAGAUUGUUUUCAACCAUAGAGUAAAACAACUCAAGUUGAUAGCAUGUCAAAAAUUAUGACUGGACUCAGCAUUGUUAGAUGACCUAACAUAUAGAAGAUGUGUAGCAUCGGAAUAUGUGCUUUAAUUUGGAAAAAGGUCCUUAAAAAUUGCUUAAUUUUCUUAAGAAGAGCAAAGAAAACUUUGUUUCCCCAGACACUGUACAUGAUAAAUCAAAAGCAUGGUCAUAACGAUUUGUUUAUUGGGUGUAUCUAGAAAGGAAACCAACUAAAGAAAUGAAUUCAAACAAAUCUAAAGUGAAAUAGAUCCAGGAGUGCCACCACAUAUUAUGAUAGCACCUAAUGGGUUUUUUUUCCUCCUGCUCCCUCUUUCUUACCAUUUAUUGAAAAAUUAGAAUGAUUAUCCUGAAGGGACAGUACAAAUUACACACUUGUGGUGAAAAAUGUUUGAGCUUCAAUUUUUAAUGUUUCAGAUAGUGAAGAAUUUAUCUUAGUUGUGCCUGAUAAAUGCAUAUGUAAUCUUUUAUAUGUUGUUAAAAAAGAAUAGGCAGAUUUGUCUGAUCAACAGAAAGUAAAAAUGCAGCAAUAUAAAUUUGAAUUGCCAAAGAGAUACAUCGAACAUGGGAGAAGUUGCUCUAAAAAUACUUACAAUGAAACAAAGCUCUUUAGUAUGUUACACAUUCAAUCAUCCCUCUCGUUAACAUGUUGCUUUAGAGCAAUCCCUUGAACAGUUUAUUAAAGGGAUUUUACUAUAUUAUAUUGAGGUGUAAUUCAUUGUGAAAUUAUUCGAUUCGAUGCGAAAUUGUUCAAUUGCAUAAAAUCCAGUAUGAUAAAAUUUUUUGAAGCUAUAGGUUUUCAAUUAUCAUAAUUUUCUUCACUCUAAUGUCUCCAAUAUUCUUUGAAAAUUAUUAUUUCUUGAACCAGUCUCCAAGAUUCAAUUUUUGUUCUUAUAUAUAUAUGUAUAUAUAUAUAUUUUUUUUUAGCCCUUCUAGAUUUGGUAUUUAUUAAAUCAAAAAAAUAUCCAAACUUUUAUAAUUUUUCUCUUUUUGUAAUUGAAACGGUUUUUUUCCCCCUUCUUCUUUUCCUUUCUUUUCUUUCUUUAUUUCCUUUAGUUUCCCAUUGAAAUCUCUCUAUACAUAUUAAGGUUUGUCUUCAUUGACAAAUUAACAUGCAAUAAACGAUUGAAGUUAAAAGCAUGAAAUUUGGUAGGAAGUUGCUUCUUAGGUACUAAAGGCGAAUGAAACAAAUUUUUAAUUAGAAGUUUAAUUUAAAAAUAAAACAGAAUAAUAUUUCUGCUGUAACUUCUAAGCAUAUAUUAUUGCACAAAAAUUAUUUUUACACUGUUUUAAAAAAUAUGACCUCUCAAUGACACCAUUUUUUUUCUUUGAAUAAAUGCAUUUUCCCUCCUUUAGUUUGUAAUUAGAUUUUUAUUGUAAUAAAUUCAAAAUAUCAUUGAAUCGUUAUGUUACAUUAAAUAUGUUAACAUCGUGAUUUUAAAAAAUGCCUGUUUUCUUUCUUUCUUUCUUUAUUUAUUUCGCAUUAAUUUAAAUUUUAAAACAUUUCAUGGAAUGAAUUUCUUCAUUUAAUUAGGGUUUAAUUUUUGAGGUAAUAUGUUUUAUUCUCUCAUGCUGGCUUGAAAAAAUAUUUUUCGAAAAAUGCAUCAACUAAAAUUUUAUAUUUUCAUUUUACUUCUAACUGUAGAAUUGCUGUCUUUAUUUUUAUUUAUUUAUUUAUUUUUAUGAAUUUGUUUCUAUUAUUUAAAAAAAACUAGGAAUUGUGAAAGCUUUUUCACUUUUUUGUAAAAUAAUAAUCACGUUUAUCUUUAAUAUUUUUUAAAAACUAAAGUAAGAAUAUAUUUAGUUUUCCAUAUAGGUUAAAAAGCAGGUCUUAAUUAAAUUUUAGAAAUAUGAAAUAUUUGAAAAAGCUCUUUACUAAAAUCCAAAAUUAAGAAGUAAUAUGUAAUCUUUUACAUCUUGACUGUUUCUAAGUGCUGCGUUUUCUCUGUUAAAAAGUUUUAUCUAAAAAUAAUUGGAAAAAUGUGACGAUUUUCCACAUUUUUGGACUGCCACAGAUUUGUGGUAUUGUUCUAUCGACAAUUUCUUGGCAGCUUUCCCAAUCUUAUGAUGGUGCCCAUCCUGGCAUGUUUUUAACUUUAAAGGGUUGCAAAUAAAAGGUUUUGGAUUACUAAAUAUGGUGAGUUAAUACAGAAGGAAAUUUACAUCUUCCAGCCCAGCCUUGUCAAAUAUUUGUUGCAUAUAUAAAAAUAAAAUGCAAAAUUUUUAGUUAUUUGUGCUUUUACAUCAAUGUCAACAUUUUUAGGAAUGAUGUAUUAAUCCAAAUUCUUUAAUUUUUUUAGAAAUAUUGAAAAGAUUACUAUUUUUAUUUUAUUUUUUUAAUCUUGUGAAAGUUGAUUUUUUCUGUAAUGGUAGCUUUAUUUUUUUAAUGAUAAUUUUUAUGUUUUUGUUUUACAGUAGAAGACAACAUGAACAGCAAAAUCCAAUGCUUGAAAAUGCAAUAUCUCAUUGCAAACCCUGAUAUAUAUCUAGCUUUUAUAAAAAAGAUUUUCAAUGCAUGCAGUAUAUAUUAAAUAAUAAUUAUAUAUUAAUACUAAAUAUUUUUUAUAUAAUUGAAUUCUGGUCAAAUAAAACUUUGUAGUGAUUGCCCUGACUACAAAUUUUGAUAAUUACUUCUAAAGAGUGAUAAGGGAGAAAAAAAUGUAACACAACAUAAAAGAAAAGUAAAGUUUUUUGCGAGUUGAUAAUAAUUAAUCUGUAUGAUUAUCCUCCCUCUUACACAUUAUAUUUAAACCAGACAUUAAAGCUUUCUGUGUAUACCAUCAACACCUUUUAUCAUUGCUGUCCUCGAAUGUUUAUUUAUUGAGUCCAAAGUAUAAAGUUAAUAGCUAGAUAAAAUAUGCACAUUGUUGGGUUCUACAUAUUGCUUGUAACAGGAAGUAAACAUUUCUAUAAAGUGAAGCAUUCAUUAAUAAGAUGGGUGCUCUUUGUGUAACCAUAGGAAGUUGCAUGGAACAGUUUUUAUAAAUGUUUUCUUUUGCAUUCUGUUAAUUCAUUCUAAUUAACAUCGUUGUAAUUAGAGCAAUCAUUUACUUAGUAUGUUGAUAGUUCUCGUAUAUCUUUAGAUAUAUUGGGUCUAUUUUGAGAAUUACAAAAACAGUUCAUAAAUUUUCCUAUGCUAUCAAACUGAGUGACAACAGCAUAAUAAAAUAAAAUUCCAGAUAAUCAAGAUUUUAAUUAUCCUUCUUCCUUUAAUUUGAUUCUUUUUACCCAUUGAAUGGAUAAGCCAAAUGAAUAUUUAAUUAGACAAGCUCAUGGCAAGUUAUUUUGAUUUUAGCUAGCUUCUUUCAUUUAAGAAUUAAUUUUUAUAUUGGAAAUUCAUAAUUUUCUAAAGAAAUUGUCAUUUGCCAAAGAUUUUGUCAGAAACAAAAAUAUUCUUUAAAAAAUAUAUUCAAAAGUUCAUGAUUUAGAUACUUAUUUUUCAGAUUUUGAUUUUACUUAUCAUAAGUAAUUAAAAUAGUUCUUUAAGUGAUCAAUU
Messenger RNA from Argiope bruennichi, 14247 nucleotides. RefSeq lists its product as uncharacterized. Gene Ontology annotation, biological process: protein phosphorylation. NCBI's taxonomy places the organism in Eukaryota, Metazoa, Arthropoda, Arachnida, Araneae, Araneidae. The record is from RefSeq and is a predicted model, not a curated record. Gene Ontology annotation, molecular function: ATP binding; protein kinase activity. The transcript has 16 exons. The coding region runs from base 408 to 7865 and encodes 2485 amino acids.